Molecule: messenger RNA, 1418 nt
Organism: Neoarius graeffei (lesser salmon catfish)
Lineage: Eukaryota; Metazoa; Chordata; Actinopteri; Siluriformes; Ariidae
Product: zinc-binding protein A33
Exons: 7
Coding region: 1-1221 (406 amino acids)
Molecular function (GO): protein binding
Source: RefSeq, a predicted model, not a curated record
AUGGAUCUCCGUCCUUCUAUUCUCUCUCUCUCUCUCUCUCACACACACACACAACUCUUUUUAACAGAGCCUUCUCUCUCGUAUGAUGUCCUGAAGGUUUAUCUUCCUUCACUUGCCUCUGACAAGCAAACUGGAAUGUACACCAAUCACAUGAAGGACACAAACAACAACUGCAACAAGUCUCUUCUCAAUGACCAGAAGGAGAAGCUUAUUCAGGCGAUUAAGAAGAUUAAGCAUGAAGUUGAUGAAUGCCAUGAAGCAGAGAAGGACACUUUUGCAGAUGCAGUCGAUGUGGAGAGUCAGUUUGAGGACAUGGAGCGGGAAAUCCGAGCAGAGUUCCAGAACCUUCACAACUUCCUGGAUGAGGAGGAGGAGAGAGACCUGGAACGGCUGAGGAAGGAGAGGGACAGACGAGUGAAAAUGCUGAAGGACAGAGAGAGGAAGAUUGCCAUGCAGGGCCGAGACCUGGAGAGGGCCAUUGAGACCCUGAACAGCAAGCUGGCAGAAGACGACAGUCCCAAACUUCUAAAGGAAAUCAAAGAUCUCCUAAAGAGGUGUGAGGUGAAUUUUGUCCGCCCAGCUCCGGUGGACAGCGAGUUUUGUUCAGGACAGUUUGUGGGUCCUGUUCAGUACAGAAUCUGGAAACACAUGAAGGCUUCUCUCUAUCCAAGUAUCUCAUUGUUGACCUUCGACCCUGAGACUGCUCACCCGCUGCUGACCCUGUCUGCUAACAACACAGUGGUGCAUUUUGAGGAGGAGAAGGAACCAGUUGCAGAUGAGAACAAGAAACGUUUCCACUAUUACUACUGCCUGAUGGGCCGAGAGGGCUUCAUGCAUGGUCGCCAUUACUGGGAGGUGGAGGUGCGAGGCAAGACAGCGUGGCGCCUGGGCGUGGCUAGGGAGGAUGUGUGCCGUGGCGAGAUGGACUCAUCCACUACAGCAAAUGGGCUGUGGACACUGGCGCUGAAGAACAGCUCAAUCGUGGCCUGCACCGACCCCAAGCCCACGGUCAUACGUACUGCCACUCUGCCCACCCGCAUUGGCGUCUUCCUGGACUGUGACAAGGAAGAGGUGUCUUUCUACGAUGCCCUCACCAUGAUGGUGCUCUUCUCGUUCUCCAUGGAUUCCAUUCUCAUGCCCAUUUACCCGUUCUACAACCCUUGCGAUACAGAUGACGGGAGGAACAUUGCCCCUCUCUCCAUCUUCUAUCCCUCACUCUGACAGAAGGCUUGAACAGAUGGACUUGCAGCUCUUUCUAAGUUUAACUUAGAAUUGGAUUUCUCAAAAAGAAUGUAUGACAAAAAAAAAACCAAACUCAAAAAUAGCUGUUUCUAUGUUGGAUCUUUUUUUUUCAUUUGUUUAAUAAGGUGUGUAUGAAAUGUUUGAUGUCUUUCAAGCAUUUGCAUGUGGAAUAAAAA